Messenger RNA from Prunus mume (Japanese apricot), 2724 nucleotides. The record is from RefSeq and is a predicted model, not a curated record. NCBI's taxonomy places the organism in Eukaryota, Viridiplantae, Streptophyta, Magnoliopsida, Rosales, Rosaceae.
AUGGUAAGGAUUCUUAAUGUUCCAAUGGACAUGAUCUUCUUGUUCAGCCAAAUUAAUAUUGUGCUCAUGGUGCUUAUGUGCAAUAUGGGACCAAUAUCAUCAACAGCACAACCACAGAACAUGACUCUUCCACAUGAUGAGGUUGAAGCCCUUCGUGAAAUAGCUGCACAACUGCAUAAAAAGGACUGGAAUUUUAGCGACCCGUGUAGCAAUGUUCCAACUUUCUCAACCCCACAUACAGAUCAGUACAACAACACUCUCUUCUGCAAUUGCUCCUUCCCUGGCAAUGUGUGCCAUAUCCAAAGCAUUAAUCUGGGCCAGAAUUACCUUAGUGGUUCCAUACUGCACGAAUGGACUUCUACGAAGUUGAAAUUUCUGGUUCUCAGCGUGAACAACUUAUCAGGACCAAUCCCUAGCUAUUUGGGAAACAUUGUUACUCUCCAAGCUUUGUAUGCUUUCACGGGAGAGUUGCCUGUGUCUCUCACUAAUAUGACCAAAUUAAAAACACUUUGGAUUGGCAGUAACAACUUCACUGGGAAAAUACCGAACUAUUUUCUUAGUUGGAAAGAGCUCGAGAUGUUAGAGAUGCAAGGGAGUGGUCUUGAGGGGCCCAUUCCUCCUAGCCUUUCUGCAUUAACUAAAAUGUCAUACCUAGCGAUUAGUGACUUAAGUGGUGAGAGUUCAGAUUUUCCAAACUUAUCAAAUAUGAAAGACAUGCAGACUUUAAUGAUUGCCUCAAAUAUAGAGAUAGUCGCUAAGAACUUUAAAUUUGCAUGCAGCAUAAUAGAUCUUUCCUACAAUAACUUUUCAGAGAACUCUGUCCCAACUACAUGUCAAGACAACUUUAAUGUGUUCAAAAGUUUUUCCAGGCAGAACAACUCGAUUCUUAGCCAUUGCCUCAAUCCAUGUUCAAAAGAGCAGUAUUCGGUGCAUAUAAAUUGUGGUGGAAAACAAGCCACCAUUGGAAGCAUCAAAUAUGAUGGUGAUGAAGCUUCAGGAGGUGGAGCAAAGUUUUUUCAUGACACAGGGAAUUGGGGAUUUAGUAGCACUGGUGAUUUUGGGCUUAUGAAUUAUGACCAAGAGUAUAUAGCAAGAAAUAGCUCCAUACUCAAUAUGACUAACUCUGAAUUGUACAGUACAGCCCGAAUAUCUCCUCUUUCUCUCACAUAUUAUGCCCGUUGCUUAGCAAAUGGAAAUUACACUGUGAAACUACACUUUGCAGAAAUAGUUAUCAGAAACAACAGGUCUUAUUACGGCGUUGGAAGACGAAUUUUUGAUGUUUAUAUCCAGGAAAAACUGGUAUUGAAGGAUUUUAAUAUUCAAAAGGAAGCACAAGGAGUUGAUAAGGAAAUGAUAAAGGUAUUUAAAGCAGUUGUCAAUGUUAUGACUUUAGAGAUCCGCUUUCAUUGGGCUGGGAAAGGGACAACUAAUGCUCCGAAAAGAGGAAUAUAUGGUUCUCUUAUAUCUGCUAUCUCGGUGGAGUCUGAUUUCGAACCGCCUGAUGAUAGCAAAAAGAAGAUAUUCAUUGUGGUUGGAGCUGUUUCAGUGUUGUGUCUUAUUUUCAUGACUAUUGGCAUUCUUUGGUUGAGAUGCUGCUUCGGAGGCAGGGCAUCUACUAGGGAACAAGAUCUGAGAGGAUUAGAUCUGCAAACUGGUUUCUUUAGAUUCAAACAAAUCAAAGCUGCCACUAACAACUUUGAUGCUGCAAACAAGCUUGGGGAAGGUGGCUUUGGAGCUGUUUACAAGGGAGAACUAUUAGACGGUACUAUUAUUGCAGUUAAGCAACUUUCUUCAAAAUCGAAGCAAGGAAAUCGUGAAUUUGUUAAUGAAAUAGGCAUGAUUUCUGCCUUAAAACACCCAAAUCUUGUUAGAUUGUACGGAUGCUGCAUUGAAGGAAACCAGUUACUGUUGGUAUAUGAGUACAUGGAGAACAAUAGCCUUGCACAUUCUUUGUUUGGUCAAGAGAAAGGUAUACUGAAACUGGAUUGGCCUACAAGGCAGAAAAUAUGCGUAGGCAUUGCAAGAGGUCUGGCUUUCAUGCAUGAGGAGUCAACACUCAAAAUUGUUCAUAGAGACAUCAAAACUACCAAUAUACUGCUUGACAGGGACCUGAACCCUAAAAUCUCUGACUUUGGUUUGGCCAAGCUGAAUGAAGAGGAGAAGAGUCACAUUAGUACCAGAGUAGCUGGAACUAUAGGAUACAUGGCGCCAGAAUAUGCAUUAUGGGGCCAUUUAACUGAUAAAGUAGAUGUUUACGGCUUUGGGGUUGUUGCACUGGAACUUGUAUCUGGCAAAAACAACAUCAAAUAUCAGCCAAACGAGAAUUAUGUCUGCCUUCUUGAUUGGGCGUUUGUUUUGCAACAGAAAGGAAAUCUGAUGGAGCUGGUGGAUCCAAAGUUGGGGUCUGAGUUCAACAAGGAAGAGGCAAUGAGAAUGAUUAAGGUAGCUCUACUCUGCACUAAUCCAUCACCAGCGCUAAGACCUACAAUGUCUGCAGUGGUGAGCAUGCUUGAGGGCCGAGCCAUUGUUCAUGAACUGAACAUAAAUCCGAGUAUUUAUUGUGAUGAAAUGAGGUUUAAGUCCUUAAGAGAUGAGUCUAAUCUGAGUGUUCAACAGAGUUGGUGUGAGACUCAAAGCCUCAUUUAUUUAUCGGAUGCAAGAGGGACGACCUCUUCCUCAUCGUCUGUCCAGGAUUUGUAUACAAUAAAUUUUGAUUCUCAAUAG